CCGAGGAUGAAUGUGCUAAUCCCUUCAAAAAAUGCACAGUGCAGUCCUUCUCCCAGCUGCAGCAUUAUCUCUCCGAUCCCAGCAGCUAUACUCUGGACAUGUCAGCUGCCUUAGGAUGCCUCACGGCCAACUCCAACGAGCCCAUGCUUAAACUGGCCAAUUUGCAGUUUCCGCACAGAAGGAAAAGAGGUGCGGAGGUCCUGUCUGCAGAAUUUGUACACAAAACACAGUCUGAACCUGUUUGGAAGGAAACCUCAGCUCCCGACGAUCCUGGCUUGGAAACAAAGAGACCAAAGACACUGAAGAACCCAGACAUGAAAAAAGUUCCUGUUGCUGAGACUGUCACGAAGCCAGUGAAAAAGUGGAAGGAGCCAUCCUCUGUCCACCCGAGCGAAGUUUCUUCCCAAUGCCACGGAGCAGAUAGCCAAACAAGUGAGAUUUACCCAGGCGGGGCUGCUGAUCCCGGUUUUGAUCUGGAGAGGAAUGACUAUGAGUCCCACGCCUUGAACUUGCUGGCUGAUCUGGCUCUGGGUUCUUGUAUUCCUUCGUUUAUCCCCAGGAACAGUGGGAUGAUGGCUGUGUCCUGCAGCCCCUCCAGCGACUCUGCAAAGGAGCAGCAGAGUCAUCGCAAGCACAAAUCCUUGCGUGUUGCUUCCGACCACGAAUACCACAGGGUAGACAAGCUUGCAAAGGGAGCCACCUCUCCUAGCAAAGCAUCACCAAACCAGAAGCUUCCUCCUGCUGAAAAAAUAGACUUAAAUGACUUGGCCUCUAUUCCCAGGGAGAAAAGCCCCGGGAUUUUCAGCAAGAAGAACAGUGCGAGCCCCAGCCCUGCAAAACCCCAUGCGUUGCCUCCAAGAGAGACUCAAGAAGCUGCCGAGGUGAACAAGCACUCCUUCAUCUCUGCCGAGCACUCGUAUGCGUCGCAGCUGCCUGAGCACUCAAAGAAACACCUGUAUCCCAGAGGUGCCCCUUACCCUGCACCAGCACCUUCCAGAAACGGAACCAGGAACGCCCAAGCAGGACCCCUGGUUGGGAAAGUCCUGCCUUUCCGCCACCAGCAGAACAGCACCCACCACCAGCGGCCCUUCAAAGCUGUGACAAUGAGGCGCAGGAGCAGCCUGCUCUCCCCCAGGCUGAAGGAGGACUUCGCCAAGUCCCACACAGUGAACGUGUGCGGCGAGUCCGUGAAGGUGACGUGCCACUGGGAGACAGAGUAUCUCUUCAAUUUGGACAGCAGGUACACCAACGAUGCCCUGGAGAAAACCGUCAUCCGUGCCCUGCAUGGGCCCUGGGACCCUGAUCUGCCCGACGAUGUGGAUGAGAUGAAGCUGAUACUUCAUAUGUGGGUGGCUCUUUUCUACAGCAAACCCAGCAAAUUCCUGAGCAGCACGAGGAAGGUGGUGGAGCACAGCAACCCCGAGAAGUAUGUCUCAAUAAACAGCACUGGGGACUUUCUUGAGCUGAGUGAUGAUGGUGAGGAUUGUUUUGGGUUGGAGACGUGCCCUGCAGACUCUCGGUCAGACCCUGACCAGACUCCCAGCAGCUCUCUGGAUCACAGCACGCGUUGCCAGGGACCUUUCCGCCCAGAGGAGAGCCCUGCAGACUCUCAGACCGAUGCUGAUGGGGCUCCUGGUGUUGUCGAUAGUACGGUUUCAUCUUCUUCAGGGGAGCUGCCCUGUGGGGAGGAGGAGCCUUCCUCCACAAGCUGUCCCGGGAGCCUUUCCCUCACUGAACAUGCUGAUGAGGGCCUGGCUGUGAAAGACAGGCAGCCGGCGGUCAUUCCUGAGGAGCGUGUGCAUGAUGUCUCAACCAUCACUGCGGAGGAGCCGCCCAAGGAGGGGCUGCCGGAUGCUACGAUCGCCUCCAGCCUUUCCACCGAGCUUGCAUUUUCUGAAAGUGGUGAUGCCGACAUGGAGCAUGAAAACAGCGAGCAAAAGCCAGUGAAUUCAGCAUGUCUGAAGGACUUUGGCCUUCCCGAAGAGGGCUCGGUGCCCAGCCGCACUGCGUUGGCGUUCCCCUGCCCAGGCAGAUCAACACCAGUGCUGUUAGAUGGGACUGGGACUGGCCCUCAGGAGCUUCCUGGUGAGAUGGCACCAGGUCUGGACACGCUGCAGGAGCCCUGGGAGGCUCUGGCCACCUCAGGUGCAGAGACAAACAGUGUUGGUUUGGCACACCAACAAGCCAGUCCAGCCGAUCUGGGGUCGCCCUGUGACAGCGGAUUGAUGCUGACGUUACCAUCUGAUCCAAGCCUUGUCUGUGGGGCACAGCCAGACAGCAUUACAGGCAAUGUGGGAGCUGCCGGGGAGACACUCAGGGACAGUUUGGAGCAGAAAGACAAGGAUUGUGCGCCCUCUGCAGAAACAUGGGUGCCUGCUGGGAGCGAAGCUGCCGGCACAGCUGGUCUCGGGUCGCCGUUCGGCCAGGGACUGUCACUAACCUCGUCCCCUGACUCCAGCUCUGUCUGCUUCGCCUCUCUUGAUAGAGCAACAGAUCCGGGGGCUGCUCAAGAGGACCAGAAGGCCAUGGCAAGCAGCCAGUCUCCGUCCCAGAGUAGCCUGGGAGGGAGCAGCUGCCUCUCCCAAAAGUGCGGAGGCGACGUUUAUGCUGACCUCACUUUACUGAGCACCAGUGAAUCAAACCAAGAAGGGAGCGAGGUUUUGGUGGAAGAACAGCAUAGCAGCCCUUCUGCCAACCAGACAGAUGUGCUGGAUGAGUCCUUGGGAGCAGGUGAUGGCCAGGACUUCGCCUUCAACUGUACAGCCUUAGCAGGUAACUCUGAAGCUGGGGAGGGCGAUGAUGUGUGCAUCGAUGCAGAGAAGUCCCCCAGGAACGAUGAAACGAACGCAGGAAUGGUGAUGAGCCCACCGCAGGAGCCAGAGACCUCUCUUCAUGACCUGCUGGAAUCGGAGCCCUCCUCCCUGGUGAGAGAGGGGAUGUCUGCCAUGAAGGAGCACCCUAGGCAGCAGCAGAGCUCCCCAGACAGCCUGUCCCCACCUGCCCACGCAGGCUCAGCUCCUGCUUUUUCCCCCCAGCAGGACCCUCACACCCAUGGUGGAGAUGCAGACCCCGCCACGCACUUGUUAGAGCAAAGCAAGCAGGUGCCAGUCCUGUGCCAACAUGGGAGGUCCUGCGAGCAAAUAGGUGCUGCAGAAGUGAGUGUGGCUGCCAAGAGCCCGCAUGGCUCCUUAAAGCCCAGAUGUGCAGAAGAAGUGAAAAAAGACACAGGUCUGUGCCAUGUAGAGCCGGCGAGGAGCUCCCCUGUGGAUGUGCUUGUGCCAGAUGACCCAGGAUCGGUGCUGCCUCCUCCUCCACCUGGUCACAAGGCAGGUCUGCACAGCGCUGAGCAGAACUCAGUCCUUGAUGUGCACCCCAAGAUGCUCUCUCCUGGCAUGAGUCCGGUUCCAGACAGUGCCCCAUGGUCCUGUUGCAUGGGCACCUGCCCCAGGUGUGCCAGCCCUGGGGGCCAAGCAGUGGAUGCAGUAGGGAGCCACAAGAAGGAACCCAUCCUGCCUGAGGAUUCAGAAGGAGGAAGCGGCAUCCAUCUUGCCAGUCCCGCAUCUUUUUCAGCAGGGGAGUUGCUCAUGCCGUUGUGCGAGCCCCAGUCUGUGUGCAACCAGGGUGAGCACAAGGCCGAGGGAUCUGACGCGUUUGCUGAUCUGCACCAUGCCAGCAUGGAGGUGGGAGAGGAAGAAAUCCCCACUCUCCCCUUCCCGACGUUGCCGUUACUUGUGCACAGGGUGCUCUCUGGAGAAAGCCUGAAGCUUAGUGACACUGAGGAUAUUUCGGACGUGCUCCUGAGGGCAAAGCAGCUCCCCAGCAAAGACAGAUGCAUGGGCUUGACCUUUGAUGAUCUAUUUGAGACUUUUUCUGGCAACUCAGACCAGGAGUAUUCUGGGGAGACUUCCCGGUCCCUGCUUACAGCCAGGGGUUCCUACAGCACGAGAUCCACGGAUGCUGCAGGCACAAGGACUAACUGCAAUUCCCCCUCCACGAGCUCGGGGCACAUGGAGGGGUGCAGCGAGGACUGGAGCUUGCUGGGCAUGGAGCGGGGCUGCUCACAGGCUGAGCACUGCUGGUCACCUGGCCCGGGGGAAACCAGCAGCAGGCACGUUCCACCGUAUGUCAAUAUUAGGGACAGCCAGGGGAUUGCCAAGGACUACCGGAACUUUGUGGUCACCAAGAAGUGCCAGGAGAGCAUGGGAAAUUUGCAGACUUCGAAGAGGCACAGCCACUGUUCAGGGCAGUCUCAUUUGUUAAGGUCACUGAUAGGGACUUCGAGGGGUUUUGAGGAAAUCACCCAGCACACUUUGGACAUGGAGUGUCUCCGUUUCCAUUAUAAGCUAAAACAAAUCCUAAAGAGUGGGAAACCACCCUUUUCUACCUCCAAAAGCAUCUUUCCAAAAGACUUUUCUCCCCAGGCGAUGUCUGAGACAUUGUCUGUGCGAGAAGCUCCCAUCCCACUCUCCCCGCGGAGCAGGAGCCCUUUGCAGGUGACAGUCCUGCCCUCUGACACGUGGCCGAGCGGGCUUGGCUGCCACCAGCGAAGCAGCUGGCAUGGGGACCCGUGUACCCCGUGGCUGGACACCCUCUGUGACAAGAGGAGCAGGGCCAGAUCCCAGAGCCAGGGCUGCGCGGCUCCCUUCCACCUCAGCAAGCUCAAAUAUGAUAAUAAGCUAAAGGACUCGUGGGGAGACAUUGCUGUCAUCCUCGAUGAGUACGCCGAGUUCAACAGGGUGAUGCUGAGCAGGGCUGAGAUGGAGAGUGAGGGUGGAGGGCCGGUCCCGGCGCAUGGGGAGGCUGCAAGCAAGUGGACGUGCACGUCCCUUCCCAGGAGGAUAGCUGCCUUCGAGGAGAUGAUCGGGGACCUGUGCAGCACGCUGUGUUUCCACCUGCACAGCGUGGCCAAGGAGGCUUGCAGCCGCACCGGCAUGUUCUACCUGGUGGAGACGGGCAAGGACCCUUUCUUUGCAAAAGUGAAGACCUUGCUGAAGAAAGACGGCCACAUGGAGAUCGAGCCUCUGAGCUUCUGUGAAGCGAAACACCUGGAUGCUGACAGGCUGCUCGUCAUCAUCAGGAACGAGGACAUUUCCUCACAUAUCCACAAUGUCCCGUGCUUGCUGGAGCUAAAGCACUGUCCGAACGUGGUGUUUGCCGGAGUGGACAGCCCCGAAGAUAUAACAGAUCGCACGUACCAGGAGCUGUUUCAUACCGGUGGCUUCGUGGUGUCUGACAACGAGGUGUUGGAAACAGUAACGCUGGGCCAACUGAAAGAGGUAGUGAAGGUGCUGGAGAAGCUGAACAGAAGCGGGAGGUGGAAGUGGCUCCUUCACUACAAGGAGAGCAAGAAGCUCAGAGAUGUCAGGGUGGACGCCAAUGCCCGCAAGAAGCACUUAAUCCUCAAAUUGUGCCAAGGAACCGAUCUCAUCGAGGUGCUGCACUACCAUGCCUGUGACUCCGGGUCGUCCCCCAAGUCCGAGUACGUCAAGUGUUUGUUGAACCUGCAAGUUCAGCACGUUGGCGCCAGGUUCGCUGUGUAUCUCACAGAAAAGCCCAGCGUCAGCAGGGAGGUCCUUGAAAGCAAAGGAAUCCUUGUGGCCGACGUCAACACCUUCCUUGGGACGGUGCAGAAAGCAGCUGCCCCGUUUAGAAGAAGCUACUGGUAA
Molecule: messenger RNA, 5666 nt
Organism: Pelecanus crispus (Dalmatian pelican)
Lineage: Eukaryota; Metazoa; Chordata; Aves; Pelecaniformes; Pelecanidae
Source: RefSeq, a predicted model, not a curated record